This is a messenger RNA of Oncorhynchus masou masou (cherry salmon), 6002 nucleotides long. Its product is annotated as SAM pointed domain-containing Ets transcription factor-like. The record is from RefSeq and is a predicted model, not a curated record. The coding region runs from base 434 to 1441 and encodes 335 amino acids. Gene Ontology annotation, cellular component: nucleus. Gene Ontology annotation, biological process: regulation of transcription by RNA polymerase II; cell differentiation. NCBI's taxonomy places the organism in Eukaryota, Metazoa, Chordata, Actinopteri, Salmoniformes, Salmonidae. Gene Ontology annotation, molecular function: DNA-binding transcription factor activity, RNA polymerase II-specific; sequence-specific DNA binding. The transcript is spliced from 6 exons.
UGCUCUCCCUCUGUCACACCCACAGUAGGUAUAGUGUCACCAAUAGCGUAAGUUAGCCUUGGUGUGCUUUUAGGCUGCACCUUUCAAGUCUUUUGAGUGAUCUAGUAGAGUCUAGGAGACAGCCUCAGCCCUCAGGUCCCAAUGCAGACGAUUCUUCAUCAGUCUUCUGGGUGACAUAGAGGCCUGCCUGCCUGCCUGCCCUACCUGCUACCUGCUUGCCUUCCUGCCUGGUGCCUCUCCUGGCUCAUCAGAAAACACCAGACACCUGCAGGCUAACAGAAGAGGAGUCUAGGCUAACUGGACCAGACGUCAUCAUCACCACUAGUCUACAUUACAUCUGUUGCUGUCCUGUCCUGUCUACACUCAGCAAUAGUCUCAUCCUUGCCAGAGACCACCCAGAGACCAGCACACCUUGGCCCAGGAGGCAGCAGCCAUGUCGAGUCCAGGGGAGAGUCUAUCAUCAGAGUGCAGCAGCUCAUUGUUAACGCCCUGCCUAGGUCUGCCCGAGAGAAACAUGGGACACAGGGCCGGCUGGGAGAUGGAGGACACCAAGCCCUGCAUGGAGGCUCUGGAGCAUUGUGGGUUUCCAGGCCUCUACCUGUCCUGCUUCGACAUGCUCUUUACCGAGGACUCCACCUGGCUGGUGAAGGUGUCCGAGGCCUCCCCGGGUCUGGCCUGCGCCGUGCCUGUCCCUGUACCCAGGACGGUGCACGGAGAGGAGCCAGAGCAGUGCCCCGUCAUCGACAGCCAGGCCCUGGGGCUCUCCCCGGGGCUAGAGGGCCAGGAGGAGGAGCGAUCCCUGGAGCAGGUCCAGAGCAUGGUGGUCGGAGAGGUUCUGAAGGACAUCGAGACAGCCUGCAAGCUGCUCAACAUCACCCCAGACCCCAUGGAGUGGAGCUCGGGGAACGUUCAGAAGUGGUUGCUGUGGACAGAGCAUCUGUACAGACUGCCUCAGGCUGGAAAGACCUUCCAGGAGCAGACUGGGAAAGACCUGUGUGCCAUGAGUGAAGCGGACUUCAGGCAGAGGGUCCCUCAGUGUGGAGACACUCUGCACGCCCACCUGGACAUCUGGAAGUCAGCUGCCUGGAUGAAAGAGAGGUGUUCAGUUGGAGACAGCAAAAUCACAGGCGGAGAAGAGCUGUGGUUGGAGGCAGACUCGUCGUGCUCAGGCCAGCCCAUUCACCUGUGGCAGUUCCUCAGAGAGCUGCUCCUCAAGCCCCACAACUACGGACGCUGCAUCCGCUGGCUCAACAAGGAGAAAGGUAUUUUCAAAAUCGAGGACUCUGCUCAUGUGGCAAGACUCUGGGGACGGAGGAAGAACCGACCAGCGAUGAACUAUGACAAGCUGAGCCGCUCCAUACGGCAGUAUUACAAGAAGGGCAUCAUCCGCAAGCCUGACGUCUCCCAGAGACUGGUCUACCAGUUUGUCCACCCAGUAUAAGGGGAAGGAGGAGCACAAAGGCCUAUUAAAGAAAAGACCACACAAUCACACCUUGGUCUUGAACAUUACACAACCAAGCUGAAAAGGGGUAAAACACCUGGCCAAUCCCUGUCAGUACACAUACCCUUUGCCAGUACGGAAGUGUCAGCUGCCAAAGCUGGCAAAUGAAGAUUUUAUUUUUUUUAACGCAGAGAAGAAAUUUGAGACAAAAAUGUUAAGUGAUCUUUCUGGACUGCCCCCCCACACACCCCCACCCCGCCAUUUGAACUGCCUUUUUAAUCUGCAUGAUCUGCCUGUCCUUGUUUUCCUAUUGUGUAAUUUAACCAAUAAUCAGUAUCUUAAAACUACACUGUAGAAUGAAGAACAGUUUGUUGUUUGUUAAUUUAUCAGAUCUGUUCCCCGUCUUCCAUCUGGGAAUGUAUUUAGAAGUUUUGCUUCAGUAGCAUUCAGUUCUGGCUGUUAUCCAGAGGAACAAACAGCUCCCUCUUUUUUUACUCAUCACAUGGCACACUUCGGAAUUCUCCCGAAAGGCAUUUACAAUAGAGAAUUAGAGCAGUUCACUGAACCUGAAUGGGAGUGCAUCAACAACUCCUUGACAGCAAACUCAUACAGCCACCACAGUCAUCCGACCGUCUCCUAUAUGCGUGCUCCAUUAACUUACAGUGGCAAGAAAAAGUAUGUGAACCCUUUGGAAUUACCUGGAUUUCUGAAUAAAUUGGUCAUAAAAUUAGACAAGCAAAGUCUGCUUAAACUAAUAACACACAAACAAUUAUACGUUUUCAUGUCUUUAUUGAACACAACCUGUACACAUUCACAUUGUAGGGUGUAAUAAGUAUGUGAACCCUUGCAUUUAAUAACUGGUUGACCCUCCUUUGGCAGCAAUAAACUCAACCAAACAUUUUCUGUAGUUGCAGAUCAGACCUGUGCAACGGUCAGGAGAAAUGUUGGACCAUUCCUCUUUACAAAACUGUUUCAGUUCAACAAUAUUCUUAAGAUGUCUGGUGUGAACCGUUCUCGAGGUAAUGCCACAGCAUUUUAAAUCGGGAUGAGGUCAGGACUCUGACUGGGCCACUCCAGAAGACGUAUUUUCUUCUGUUGAAGCCAUUCUGUUGUUGAUUUACUUCUGUGUUUUGGGUCGUUGUCCUGUUGCAUCAUCCAACUUCUGUUGAGCUUCAAUUGUCGGACAGAUAGCCUUACAUUCCCCUGCAAAAUGUCUUGAUAAACUUGGGAAUUCAUUUUUCCAUCGAUGAUAGCAAGCUGUCCAGGCCCUGAGCCCCAAACCAUGAUGCUCCCUCCACCAUACUUUACAGUUGGGAUGAGACUUUGAUGUUGGUGCGCUGUGCCUUUUUUUUCUCCACACAUAGUGCUGUGUGUUCCUUCCUUCCAAACAACUCAACUUUAGUUUAAUCUGUCCACAGAAUAUUUUGCCAGUAGCGCUGUGGAACAUCCAGGUGCUCUUUUGCGAACUUUUUUUUUUUUUCAGAUGUGCAGCACUGUUUUUUUUGGACAGAAGUGGCUUAUUCCAUUCCACCAUUAUUGCUUCGUGUUUAACGUAUGGUAAACUCGUCAACAGAGAUGUUAGCAUGUUCCAGAGAUUUCAGUAAGUCUUUAGCUGACACUCUAGGAUUCUUUUUAACCUCAUUGAGCAUUCUGAACUGUGCUCCUGCAGUCAUCUUUGCAGGAGGGCCACUGCUAGGGAGAGUAGCAACAGUGCUGAACUUUCUACAUUUAUAGACAAUUUGUCUUACUGUGGACGGAUGAACAUCAAGGCUUUUAGAGAUACUUGUGUAACCCGUUCCAGCUUAAUGCAAAUCAACAAUUCUUAAUCUUAGGUCUUCUGAGAUCUCUUUUGUUUGAGGAAUGGUUCACAUCAGGCAAUGCUUGUGAGUGUUUUUUAUAGGGCAAGGCAGCUCUAACCAACAUCUCCAAUCUUGUCUCAUUGAUUGGACUCAAGGUUAGCUGACUCUUGACUCCAAUUAGCUUUUGGAGAAGUCAUUAGCCUAGGGGUUCACAUACUUAUUCCAACCUACACUGGGAAUGUUUUAAUGAUGUAUUCAAUAUAGACAAGAAAAAUACAAUAAUGUGUGUUAUUAGUUUAAGCACACUGUGUUUGUCUAUUGUUGUUGUGACUAAGAUGAAGAUCAGAUCAAAAAAUCCUACAAUGUGAUUUUCUGGAUUUUUUUUCUCCUUUUGUCUGUCAUAGUUGAAGUGUACCUAUGAUGAAAAUUACAGGCCUCCCUCAUCUUUUUAAGUGGGAGAACUUGCACAAUUGGUGGCUGACUAAAUAUUUUUUUGCCCCACUGUAUAUACACACAUUCACAUAUAUAAACUCAGCAAAAAUAGAAACAUCCUCUCACUGUCAACUGUGUUUAUUUUCAGCAAACUUAACGUGUAAAUAUUUGUAUGAACAUAAGAUUCAACAACUGAGACAUAAACUGAACAAGUUCCACAGACGUGUGACUAACAGAAAUGGAUUAAUGUGUCCCUGAACAAAGGGGGGUCAAAAUCAAAAGUAACAGUCAGUAUCUGGUGUGGCCACCAGCUGCAAUAAGUACUGCAGUGCAUCUCCUCCUCAUGGACUGCACCAGAUUUGCCCGUUCUUGCUCUGAGAUGUUACCCCACUCUUCCACCAAGGCACCUGCAAGUUCCUGGACAUUUCUGGAGGGAAUGUCCCGAGUCCACACCCUCCGAUCCAACCAGAUGUGUUCAAUAGGAUUGAGAUCCGGGCUCUUCGCUGGCCAUGGCAGAACACUGACGUUCCUGUCUUGCAGGAAAUCACGCACAGAACGAGCAGUAUGGCUGGUGGCAUUGUCAUGCUGGAGGGUCAUGUCAGGAUGAGCCUGCAAGAAUGGUACCACAUUAGGGAGGAUGAUGUCUUCCCUGUAACACACAGCAUUGAGAUUGCCUGCAAUGACAACAAGCUCAGUCCGAUGAUGCUGUGACACACCGCCCCAGACCAUGAUGAACCCUCCACCUCCAAAUCGAUCCCGCUCCAGAGUUCAGGCCUCGGUGUAACGCUCAUUCCUUUGACGAUAAACGUGAAUCUGACCAUCACCCCUGGUGAGACAAAACUGGGACUUGUCAGUGAAGAGCACUUUUUGCCAGUCCUGUCUGGUCCAGUCCUGUCUGGUCCAGUCCUGUCUGGUCCAGUCCUGUAUGGGUUUGUGCCCGUAGGCAACGUUGUUGCCGGUGAUGUCUGGUGAGGACCUGCCUUACAACAGGCCUACAAGCCAUCAGUCCAGCGUCUCUCAGCCUAUUGCAGACUUUCUGAGCACUGAUAGAGGGAUUGUGCGUUCCUGGUGUAACUCAGGCAGUUGUUGUUGCCAUCCUGUACCUGUCGCUCAGGUAUGAUGUUCAGAUGUACCUAUCCUGUGCAGGUGUUGUUACACAUGGUCUGCCACUGCGAGGAUGAUCAGCUGUCCAUCCUGUCUUAUGCAGCUCACAGUACGGACAUUUAAAUGUAUUGCCCUGGCCACAUCUGCAGUCCUCAUGCCUCCUUGCUGCAUGCCUAAUGUACGUUCACAUAGAUGAAUAGGGACCCUGGGCAUCUUUCUUUUGGUGUUUUUCAGAGUCCGUAGAAAGGCCUCUUUAGUGUCCUAAGUUUUCAUAACGGUGACCUUAAUUGCCUACCGUCUGUAAGCUGUUAGUGUCUUAAAAACCGCUCCACAGGUGCAUUCAUUAAUUGUUGAUGGUCAUUGAACAAGCAUUGGGAAGCAGUGUUUUAACCCUUUACAAUGAAAAUCUGUGAAGUUAUUUGGAGUUUUACAAAUUAUCUUUGAAAGACAAGGUCCUGAAAAAGGGACGUUUCUUUUUUUGCUGAGUUUAUAUACAUACACACAUACUUUUUUUUUAGAAUAUACCUUUAUUAUUCCCCAGCAUACCACCCCUCCCCCAAUUGGAGUAAACUAACAAGCAAUAAUAUUUAGGCUUCUACCUUCAGUUUAUACAUAUUAUACACAUUUUACAGGCACAAUCUAUUUUACAAUAGUUAUAUUUUGCUUGUUUUUAGUCCUUCCUCGUCUGAUUUCUAUUUGUAACUGUACUAUUUCACAAAAUUUCUGAACAUACAGUAUAUACAUUUUACAGGCCCCGUAUAUUUUACAUUGGUUAUCUUGUUAUUAGUCCCACCCUUCAGCUCCAUUCAACCCCUCCCAUCUAUUUCUUAACACCAUCCAUUUUGGAUUUCUCUUUGCCAUAUAUUUUUUAACUGUGCUGUGAUACUUCACAAAAGUACUGAACAUUUCUAUUGUCAUAGCUUGUCAAUUAAAGGUAAAAAAAUGUUGCUCAAAUAAUUAUUAUAUUAUUGAUUGAUUGACUAUGACUUUUCAAAUCGCCCAGUGUUGCUAUCUGCUGCGUUUGUUCUAGGUAAACGUUGCAAUUCUUCAGCCAUUCCUGUACCUGUGACCCAAAACGAGCUACAUAUGGACAAUACCAAAAUAAGUUAUCUAAUGACUCUGCCUCCUCACAGAAAAAUCUGCAGAGAUGGGAAGAUUGUGUCCCCCUUAUAUAUAACAUUAUAUUGGUUGCAAGAAUUUAAAAUAAAAAAAUGUGAAGUUUUGAA